Messenger RNA from Funneliformis geosporum, 615 nucleotides. The record is from the annotation of a GenBank genome assembly. Lineage: Eukaryota; Fungi; Glomeromycota; Glomeromycetes; Glomerales; Glomeraceae.
AUGCUUUUCAAAGGAGUUUUUCUUGUCAUCGCCUUCUUAUCCUCUCUCGCCAUCCAUGCUGAGGCUGACGGUGGGGAUUGUAAAUCGACCAUGUAUUACAAAAAAUAUGAAACCUACCCGGUUUACAAGACGGAAUACAAAUACGAAACCAAAUACAAAACGGAUUACAAGACUGUGACCUACCCACUCACCAAGACGGAUUACAAGUACGUGACCGAAUACAAGACCGAUUACAAGACCGAUUACAAAUACGAAACCAAAUACAAGUACGAAACCAAAUACAAGUACGAGACCAAAUACAAGUACGAAACUUAUCCAGUCUACACGACCGAAUACAAGACCGAAUACAAGACCGAUUAUACAACCGAUUACAAGUACUAUACCAAGUACGAUGUCGAAACAAAGACUAAAUACGACGUCGAGACCAAAUACGAAACCAAGUACACCACCAUUCCAGUCUACACAACUGAAUACAAGUACGAGACCAAAGUCGAGCAUAAGAAAGAUGACUAUUAUCCUACUGAGAAGAAAGAUGACUAUUAUCCUACUGAGAAGAAAGAUGACUAUUAUCCUACUGAGAAGAAAGAUGAUGAAUAUAAAACAACUGAAUAUUAA